UUGGCGCGGGAGGAGAACCAGUAGUUGCUCGCCGACAGUUGGAGUAGGUGGAUCCACUUCCGAUCCUCUGCCGACUUACCUUUGGUGUUGAAGGUUCUCGUCCCCUGCUGGACUUUGGCGAUUUUAUUCGAGGGCCCUUAAGAGCCCUUGCCCUCAUGGGGUGGGCACGUAGAUGUGUGUGAUAUAUUUAUGAUGUGGACACAUAAUAUGUGAGCUAUCCCUGUCACUUCCGCUGGUGAGAGAAAGGAAAAACAAGGGGGGAUUUUUACUGACAAUACAACCAAGUGGAAUGUAACCCCAAAAUUUAAAAAAUGAUGGUGUGUUGGUGGUUGGCGUGGUCCCUCCUGGUAGGCUCAGUGAGGGCCUUCUGUCCUACAGGAUGUGACUGUGACGACGUCGGUCCUAGUGCCCGUUGUGUUGGGGUGGGGGUGAACAUUGUGCCUAUUCUCUUCAACCCAGGUCUGCGUCGCCUCAACCUGGCCCACAACUCCAUCAAUUCCAUCGCCCAGGCCUUGGUGUUUUUCGACCAACUGGAAGAGUUGGACUUGUCCCACAACCUGUUGUCUUCCCUCGGAACGGGCAACUUUGAUGUACAAGUAGGACUUCGAGAGUUGCGACUGGGACACAACAAUCUCCCUUCACUGCUACCGGGAUCCCUUAGUGGCCUUUCGUCCCUGACUCUCCUGGACCUGAGUCACAAUGUAUUAAGUGAUCUUCCUCCAGCCGUUCUUGUAGAUGUUCCAAAGCUCAAUGUGCUCCUCCUAGCUCACAAUAAGCUCCACACUUUCUCUCGGCAGACAUUUCGUGGCUGCAUCAGUUUAGACGUCCUCGACCUGUGUGAUAAUUACUUCCGCUAUGUGCCAACCUUAGCCCUGGAGGACCUCAGUUCCUUAAAGGCACUUCACCUGUGUCGCAACCGGCUAACACGCCUGGAAGCGAAUGCUUUCCACAUUGCUACGCUAACCACACUCUCUCUGGAAACUAAUAGCAUUGACUUCAUUGCGGACACCGCCUUCCAUCGCCUACAGGGUCUGCUGAAACUCAACUUGAAUGACAACCUUCUGCGGGAAGUACCGACAGCAGCUUUGGCAUCGUUGCUCCGGUUGGAGUCGCUUUAUCUCAGCCGCAACAAAAUAAAAAGUUUAGAGGACGGAGCCUUCAGAAGUCUGGGUCAUCUGAAAACACUUGAGGUGUCCAGGUGCCCUUUGCUGGAGAAUAUACAGCAAAAAGCCCUUAGUCACUGUGUUAACCUCAUUUCCUUGACUCUUUCCCAUAAUUCUUUGUUGCAUCACUUACCGAGGGGUCUUUUCACUUCCCUUCCAAAACUCAAAGCCCUGGACUUGAGGGCUAAUGGACUACAGGGGCUUCCAGCAACAGAAGUCCCAUGGAGCUCACUCACGAGCUUAGACCUGCGGGAUAACCCAUUGGUGUGCAACUGCUCACUGCAGUGGCUGGCAGCGCUUCUCAGCUCAUCCAACACUUCUGUAACAGCCCCUGAUCUUCAGUGCUCAUCUCCUGAUAAAUUACGAGGAGUCUACCUUUCAAGACUGAGCCCCGGCGAGCUGCAGUGCGUGGAUCGCGUGCAGGUGGUGGUGGGGAUAGUGGUCGUGAUUGCGUCCACGGUUCUCCUCCUCACGCUCUCCGUAGUCCUCUGCAGAUAUCGCCGACGACGCCAGAGGGAUAAGCUGGGCAGGGGAUGGCCCCCUGGACCCCUGGCCCCCUGGCCUCCGGAUGAUCACUCUGCAGCCACUAGGCACAUCAUGGCGGACGACUACAUCUACCACUCGUACUCCACCGUCAGGAAAGUCCCAGUCACGAAGGUCUAAGGUCUUGAACGAGGUCCUCGAAGAAGAUCAGAGAACUCGCACCGGGGGAGUCGUUAGUAGGGGUCCGUCUACCUGGAGGAGGAGGAGGAGGAAUGUGGCUUUGAUGAUGUUGUAAGUGAGGGCUAUGGAACCGUAUCUGAGUCUUGUGGCUGAGGUUCAGUGGGGAAAGGGUCGUGAUCUUUUGCGGAAAAUCAUGGAAAUAUGACGUUCUUGAAUGCUGGAAUGAUAUCUCAGUUCCGGGAGGAAUGGACAUAACAUGUGGUUUGAAUUAUGAGCUUUCUGAAUUGAUUUGAUUACCAACAGUAUUAUAAAGACAAUAAUAUCUUUUUUCGCUUCAUAAGAAGUAUUUCUCUAAACAAGUCGUUCAAUUAUUGAUUUAUCCAACGUCAGACAUUUUGAAACAGACGAAUUCAGGUAUCAGUCGUACAGCAACCCUUCAUGAAACAGAUAGAUUCUAAACCAGUCGGUAAACUAUUAUUUUUGUAACGGCAGCCAUUCUAAAACAGACAUAUUUAUACAUAAUAAUGCAAUAACAUUUCAUAAAAACAUCUCUGGAACAGAUAGAAUAAUUUUUUUUGGAAAAUUUCUUAAACAUCAAGUCAUAAAACAUCUGGGGAACAGAUAGGUUCAUAUUCGUGGACAAUUUCUAAAACAUCAAAUCAUAAAACAUCUCUGUAACAGAUAGAAUCAUAUUUGCGGACGAUUUCUAAAACAUCUAAUCAUAAAACAUCUCUGGAAUAGAUAGAUUCAGAUUAGUGAACAAUUUAUAAAACAUCAAACCUAAAACAUCUCUGGAAUAGAUAGAUUCAGAUUAGUGAACAAUUUAUAAAACAUCAAACCUAAAACAUCUCUGGAAUAGAUAGAUUCAGAUUUGAGAACAAUUUCUAAAACAGCAAAUCAUUAAACAUCUCGGGAGCAGAUAGAUUCAUGUUUGUGGGAAAUUUAUCAAGCUUCUCUAAGCAAAUUCAAAUUUGUGGGAAAGUCUCAAGAAACACCUACUUAUAAUAAGCAGAGACGUUCCCCGGAAGGCGUCCCAGCCGCUUGACAACCGCCACAAAAGAGGCUAUUUAUUUAAUAAAGGCCGAAUCCACUCGGUUCAUUUGGUGGGGAGAAAAUUUGUAUUGUCUCCCUCGCCCCUCUUUCCUUUAUUCCGGGAGGAAAAGUCACAGGGCAAACAACGACCCUUUUGUUUGACUUUGCCGGAACAUUUACUUUGUGAGUGUCGUUAAAUUUGAACGGGAAUUUUCUCGUCCGAAAGGAAGUCUUGGCGGCGGUGGAAUGAAUCUCCGAAUAAAUGUAUGCAUUGCUCAAUGUUACGAGAUUGUUUAUUUCUGUUGUUUAAGGACUUCUGAAGAGAAGAUCUCUACAAAGGCAUUUUAACAAGUGAUUGGCUCUGAGGACGAUUUACUUUGUUUGAAUCCAUGAAAUACAAAACUGUGAAAAUAAGAUAGUAAGGAAUUAAAAUAAACGAAGAAAAAGAAAUAGAAGCAGUAAAUAUGUAAUAAAAACACCACACACA
Molecule: messenger RNA, 3345 nt
Organism: Macrobrachium nipponense
Lineage: Eukaryota; Metazoa; Arthropoda; Malacostraca; Decapoda; Palaemonidae
Product: chondroadherin-like protein
Exons: 4
Coding region: 312-1826 (504 amino acids)
Cellular component (GO): extracellular matrix
Molecular function (GO): protein binding
Source: RefSeq, a predicted model, not a curated record